Corythoichthys intestinalis (scribbled pipefish) is the source of this 2745-nucleotide messenger RNA. Its product is annotated as transcription factor AP-4-like. Lineage: Eukaryota; Metazoa; Chordata; Actinopteri; Syngnathiformes; Syngnathidae. Bases 285 to 1283 code for a protein of 332 amino acids. Gene Ontology annotation, cellular component: nucleus. The transcript has 7 exons. The record is from RefSeq and is a predicted model, not a curated record. Gene Ontology annotation, biological process: regulation of transcription by RNA polymerase II. Gene Ontology annotation, molecular function: protein dimerization activity; RNA polymerase II cis-regulatory region sequence-specific DNA binding; DNA-binding transcription factor activity, RNA polymerase II-specific.
GAGUAGGCGGAGGCAACAGACAUACACAAACACGUAGUAGGCGGAGGCAAGAUGCCACACACGCGCGCGCGCACACGCAUUGGAGGGAACCCCAUCAGCUGUGGACAGCUACAACUUUUGUUUUUCUAAACCGUUUCUUCACGUUGCCGCGCAUCUGCGUGCGUCCGACGGCUCAAAUAUACUUCAGCAACUGUGCGAUUCACGGACCUUCGUGCGCGUGUGUUGGUAGGAUAGAAGUGGGAGGGAGAGUGAAAACACGCGUUUUAGGGGGUGUCUUUGAAAGCAUGGAAUAUUUCAUGAUGCCGACAGAGAAGAUUCCAAACCUCCAGCAGUUCAAGAAGACGGAGAAGGAUGUGAUCGGGGGGCUGUGCAGUCUGGCCAACAUCCCAUUCAGUCCAGAGACGGCCCAAGACCAGGAGAGGCGAAUCCGACGUGAAAUUGCCAACAGCAAUGAGCGGAGACGCAUGCAGAGUAUUAAUGCAGGGUUCCAGUCCCUCAAAUCUCUCCUGCCUCACACAGACGGGGAGAAACUCAGCAAGGCAGCCAUCUUGCAACAGACAGCAGACUACAUUUUCACCUUGGAACAGGAAAAGACACAGCUCCUGUCACAGAACAACCAGCUCAAACGCUUUAUACAGGAGUUCAGUGGUUCCUCACCCAAGAGGCGGCGAGCAGAGGAGAAGGAUGAAGGCAUUGGGUCCCCAGAUACUCUAGAUGAGGAGAAAGUAGAGGAGCUGAGAAGGGAAAUGCUCGAGUUGCGCCAACAGCUAGACAGAGAACGCUCUGCUCGUAUGCAACUAGAGGAGCAGGUGCGCUCACUCGACACACAGGGGCACCCAGAUCAUCUUAAGGUAAUCACCCAGCAGGUGGAGGAGGAGCACGCGCAAUUCCAGAGCCAGACACUGUUACGGUUGCAGCAAAUCCAAACUGCAGACAGACCACCUCACAGUCCAAAGGUGCUGGCCCCUCCCACUCCUAUCGCAUCAACCCACCACCCAACAGUCAUCGUGCCAGCGCCGGCACUAACCCAGCAACCCCAUCACCACGUCACCGUAGUAACCAUGAGCUCGUCUGUCCACAAUAGCACCGUGUCUACAUCGAGACAAAACCUGGACACUAUUGUGCAGGCGAUCCAUCACAUCGAGCGCACUCAGGAACGGAGAGCGAGCGCAGAAGAGGAGCAGAGACGAGCCGUCAUAGUCAGCCCCGCCCACGUCGCCAUGGACACGGCCUGCUCGGACACAGACACGGAUACAGAGGGAGAGGACUGUUCCAUGAACUGAUCGUGCCACGAACUCAGAAACACUUAACCCGAUCUCACUGUAAGAUUCCAUCCAGGAGCUUGACUACCUACUUAAAAAAAAUCAUCCCUCCGAGCUCAAACUUCCUUUAUCGAGGCGCCUUUUUUGUUGCUCACUUAUUGUAAAUGGUUCGACUGAAAACUAAGAGCGUGUCGGAGGCCGAGAAGUGCUUCUUGAGGCUGCUCAUCAGUCCGUCCUCCCCAAUGUUUUUCAUUGCCAGGCGAAUUAUAUUUUUGCUGCAAAUUGACAUUUUCACUAUAUUAGAGAAAUGAAUGUAAAGCAAGAAGCAGCAUCUUGUGACUUUUGGAUUAAGAAAAGAGGACUCCAGUAGCAAUCGUUUCUUCCCCAAGCGUUGUGGUUUUCGGGUCACGCUGACUUAAUUCCAGGAUGGCUACUUAAUGAAAAGAUGUCAGAUUUUACUUGAAUAUACUUAUCAGCUUAAGCCCUUAAAAAGAUAUUGAAGAAUAUAAGCUAUUGAACAGUUGACAGUUGGUUCAGUGUUUUUGGGAAUGUACAUUAUCUGGGUUACUGAACUGUGUUCUGUUAUAAGAUGAAUUUUAAAAAUGGGAUGUUUAUGAGAUUUAAUAAGGAACAGGUUGCAUUGAGACCCAAGAUUUGAGGCACCGGAAGUGUUCUGGUAAAAACUAGUGGGCUUUCUCAAUCUCAGACAACUUUCAGUCUUUUUUUUCCCCAUGAAGAAAAUGUGAUGUAAUCUUAAAACACGUUAGUCUGCAUGACUAUUUCAUGUUUUCCACCAAAGACCUUCAGUCGCAACUUCUGAUCUUAGUUUGUUGUUUCCAGUGACUAUGCACUUGUUUGCUAUUUAUGCAACUGCAUCUGUAGUCCAUUUAUACACAAGGUAAAGAUUACUAUGCACCGAUAAUAGGUGUGUACGUCACGCCUACAGUAUAAUUGUGCUGUGAUUGUAUUAAGGAGUAUCAUUGCUGUUCUUACCAGGUGCUGUUUGCCAAAAUGGUGCCCUGCUGACUAGCGCUGAGCUGAACAUUUUUAAACAUGGCAAAAUAUAGUUUCACAGGAUGGAAUUAGUUUUGUUUGGUUGUGCUGGAAAAGAACUUAGAAAUAGCAUAAUUACAAAAAAAGACAGCAUGUUCGGUCAAAAUCUGAUUAGUUCAAAAUGAGCACUGGCCAAAUCUCAGAAUCGCCUCGUGCGGGCUGCUUUUUUUUUUUUUUUUAACUGGAACUCUGUGUUUCCAAACAAAAUUUGAAGCUGUAAACAUUCCAUGUUAGGAGUUGACUUUUCAUCUCGCUAGUUUUGUUGCAGACUGAAAGCAUGUUACUAAUAUAUCGCGUAACAGGCAUUUGUUUUUUGUUUUGACAAACAUGAACGUGAGGAGGGUUUGCUUUGUGAGGGUAUUGCUGCCCACAAUCUUAUGUCUGUGUUCCAUCUGGUUGGGCUAGUUUGUUCCAUUCAUUGUGGAGAGUA